Messenger RNA from Prorocentrum cordatum, 1209 nucleotides. NCBI's taxonomy places the organism in Eukaryota, Dinophyceae, Prorocentrales, Prorocentraceae. The record is from the annotation of a GenBank genome assembly.
AUGCCCGACCGAACUGUAGCUGCGCUCGGCUCGGCGAUCGUCCCGAGGCCGAUCGGCCGACGCUGCGCGGCGCGCCGGGGCCGCCGCGGAGCCCAGAUGCGGCCGUGCUGCCCGCUGGCGCGCCACAGGAACAAGGAGCAGCGGCAUGCAGAGCAGGACGCUGUUUUGUAUCAAGAUUGUGCUGUCGAUCGCAACUCUUGCUCUGCAUCUUGCCACUGCUGGAGGCGCCUUCAGUGCGCAGCAGAGAGCGCCACCAUGCCGGAGGUCAUGUCAAUCGUGAAAACUCCCAAGGAGGCGUUCCAGGGCAUGGUGGACAAGGGCGUUGGGAUGGGCGGCGACUCGUCCAUCAAGAUCUUCCACCAAUCCUUCUAUGCUGGUUGCUACAUUGGCUUCGGUGGCAUGCUGUCGAUGGUGGUGGCUGGCGGUCUGAAAAGCGCAGCCGAGGACAAUCCGACCAUUCAGACCUUUGUGUUCGCUGCGCUCUUCCCUGUGAACCUGCUGCUCAUCCUCCUCACAGGUGGGGUGCUGAUCACGGGCACUGCGGCGACCGUGCCUGCCGCGGUGUUUGAAGGCAAGCUGCCCCCUGUGCAGAUCGCGAGGACGUUUGCGCUGGCUUGGCUGGGCAAUCUGCUUGGCGCCUUGCUCUUCGCUGGCUUUGUCACGGCCUGUAACUUGAACGUGGGCCUGACUAGUGAGCUUGCGAUCAAGGUGGCGGAGAAGAAGAUCAAGGAGAACUUUGGGGUCACCUUCCUCAAGGGAAUCGGCUGCAACUGGCUGGUGUGCAUGGCUGUGUUCCUGCAGGGCCAAGCACAGGACAUGGUUGGCAAGAUGGUGGGCAUCUGGUUCCCCAUCUCUUGCUUCGUGGCCAUCGGCUUCGAGCAUAUCCCAGCCAACAUGUUCAUGAUCCCCAUGGGGAUGAUGGCCGGCGCCGACGUGUCCGUGCUAGAUUGCCUUUGGAGGAAUUUCAUCCCAGUGACCCUCGGGAACAUCUUUGCAGGUUCCAUCUUCGUUGGCGGUGGCUACUCUUUCGCCUUCGGCAGGCUAGGCAGCUCGCCGAUGUUCAACAUGCCCACGAAGGAGCAGGGUCCAUCCAAGGAGCAGCAGGCCACUGGCAACGCGGUCGAGGUUCCACCUGAGGCCGCUUCAGCUGUCGGCAGCCGACAGAUUUUCGGAGUUGACGUCCUCUCACCGACGCCCAGGCACCGCUAG